Molecule: messenger RNA, 3154 nt
Organism: Pygocentrus nattereri (red-bellied piranha)
Lineage: Eukaryota; Metazoa; Chordata; Actinopteri; Characiformes; Serrasalmidae
Gene: bmpr1aa
Product: bone morphogenetic protein receptor, type IAa
Exons: 13
Coding region: 733-2328 (531 amino acids)
Biological process (GO): cellular response to growth factor stimulus; BMP signaling pathway; protein phosphorylation
Cellular component (GO): signaling receptor complex; plasma membrane
Molecular function (GO): ATP binding; SMAD binding; transforming growth factor beta receptor activity, type I
Source: RefSeq, a predicted model, not a curated record
GUUCUGCUUGAAUAUCUGUCAUUUCCAGCUCAGGUUGUGUUGCUCAGAGCUGUCUAGGAGUGUAUUUCAAUCUCAGCAGGAGAGAGGAUCGGAUUGCUUUGUGGAGGCUAUGACGAGGUGGCACUGGGGAGGAAGGUGGUUGUUGGAGGAGGUGGGGGAGGUUGGUUGGAUCAGAUUUCACAUCCCUGCUUGCGUUCUUCAGCCCUCUGCACCUUCUAAAGUCGGCCCCCCCUCCAUUCCACCCCACCACUCUGACUAACAGUGGAGACAGGAUGGCUGAGCAGGAGAGGAAAACAUUCACUCCCUUUCUUAUAUCACCUACCUCAGGGCUGAGCCUCGCAUGCAGCAUAAAAGCAAAUCUCCCUAAACCGUGUGACUGACCUGUUAUUAUUGAGGAUAGAUUUAGGAUGGUUUCUAGUGCAAGGAGAAGGUGAGGAUCCAGAUGCCACUUGGACAUUUCUGUUUAAAUCUGAAUGACAUCAACAACCUGCCACCGUUUAACACGUUUCAGCAGCAUGGCUCCAAGAAAUGGAUGCAUCAUGUGCCGUGGAAUAGAGGACCUUGUGAGGACAAAGCUCUGAGUUUCUAGUGCCGUCACAACCUUUUCACUCGUCCUCUCCAGUCUUCUGUCCAAGACACCCUCUUUCAGUUCUCAAGCCACAUUUCGGACAUCUCCAGGAGUCAGACAACCCUGCUAGCCCUAGUGCUUUUACCCAGAGUUGCUGUUUGAGAAUGACCCGGUUUCAUUUCUUCACAGUCGUUCUGGCUGGAGUCUGCAUUCUUCUGUGUCCUACAGCUGAAGCAGCUGGACAGAAUCCAGAUCAUGUGCUGCAGGGAACGGGUGCGAAGCAUAGCCCUGACUCCAGAAGGCCAGGGGCCGAUACAACUGUGGAGCCCGAGGACGCUACACGCUUCCUUAGCUGCUACUGCUCUGGCCACUGCCCGGAGGAUGCCAAGAACAACACGUGCCUGACAAAUGGCCAGUGUUUUGCCAUUAUUGAAGAGGAUGAAAAUGGUGAUGUUUUCUUAAGCUCUGGCUGCAUGAAGUAUGAAGGCUCACAUUUUCAGUGCAAGGAUUCACAGUAUGCUCAGACAAGACGAACCAUCGAAUGCUGCCAGUCUGACUUCUGUAAUCGAGAUCUGAAGCCCGAGUUGCCUCCUCGAAACCCAGAGACAUUCUUUAGCCCACACUGGCUGGCAUUCCUCAUAUCGGUCACCGUGUGUUGCUGCACUCUUGUCUGCGUCACUGUGAUCUGUUAUUACAGGUAUAAGUGGCAGACAGAGAGGCAGCACUACCACAGAGAUCUGGAGCAGAAUGAAGACCUCAUUCCAGCUGGAGAAUCUCUGAAAGACCUCAUCAACCAGUCACAGACCUCAGGCAGUGGUUCUGGGCUCCCCCUGCUGGUGCAGCGCACUAUUGCAAAGCAGAUCCAGACAGUGCGUCUGAUAGGGAAAGGCCGGUAUGGUGAGGUGUGGCUGGGUCGCUGGAGAGGGGAGAAAGUGGCAGUGAAAGUGUUCUUCACUCGCGAAGAGGCCAGCUGGUUCAGAGAGACCGAAAUCUACCAGACUGUACUUAUGAGACAUGAAAACAUACUGGGUUUCAUAGCCGCAGAUAUAAACGGUACAGGAGCCUCCACCCAGCUGUACCUGAUCACAGACUACCAUGAAAAUGGCUCUCUGUAUGACUACCUGAAGUUUACCACCCUUGACACACAGGCUCUGUUGAAACUGGCCUACUCGGCAGCCUGCGGCCUUUGUCACCUCCACACUGAGAUAUACGGCACGCAAGGCAAACCAGCCAUUGCUCACAGAGACCUGAAGAGCAAGAACAUCCUCGUUAAGAAAAACGGCACCUGCUGUAUUGCUGAUUUGGGACUGGCAGUCAAAUUCAACAGUGAUACUAAUGAAGUGGACAUUCCUCUGAGCACUCGAAUGGGAACCCGCCGCUACAUGGCUCCAGAGGUUCUUGAUGAGACCCUGAAUAAGAACCACUUCCAGGCCUACAUUAUGGCUGAUAUUUACAGCUAUGGUCUGGUUAUAUGGGAGAUGGCCAGACGCUGCAUCACAGGAGGUAUAGUCGAGGACUACCAGCUGCCGUACUACGAGAUGGUCCCUCCAGACCCUUCAUACGAAGACAUGCUGCAGGUAGUGUGUAUCAAAGGCCUGCGGCCGACUGUAUCUAACAGGUGGAAUAGCGAUGAGUGCUUGAGGGCCAUGCUGAAGCUGAUGUCAGAGUGCUGGGCACACAAUCCUGCAUCCCGUCUCACCAUCCUGCGAGUCAAGAAAACAUUAGCCAAAAUGGUAGAAUCACAGGACAUUAAAAUCUGAGCCACGACGUCAUUCAGUCUGUUGGCAGGAACAGUCAGCAUCGUUUGACUCCGCACUCCUUGUUGUUAACACGUCGGCUUACCUGGGGCAAUGGGGAAAAAUGAGAAACGGCUUCAGGUGACGUCUUGCAUAACGAGGUCUGUGAGAGGUUAAAAUCAGACGCUGAAACACUCGAUCCAGUUUUAUGCCGUCUUCGCUCCUUUUCCACUUCACCUGUGGAUAAGACAUGGAGCAGUGUUUUUGCUUUCUGUGAAAGCUGCUGAGAUUACAGGCUUUGAAAGAAGGUGACUCGAACAGAUCCGAACUGCCGAGAUGAAUCUUCCAGAUGUCUUGGGAAAAGAUGAAGUCCUGACCUUUCUGCCUUAGCGAAAUUUACACUAAGCCAGAUGUUAUUGUGUCAGAUGUGUUAUGCAUUUGUCUCUUUAUUUUCUGGGAUAAACCUCAAUUCCUGCCAUAUGGAGAAAUAUUCAUGGUUAUUUGCAAAGAGUAAAUAUGUUGACUUGCUGUAGUGAUAAAAUGUGCAAAUAAAUUUGUAAUGUUAGACUGGAUGCAAACUAAAUAGAGCAAAAAGUUGUAAUCAUAGUCCAAAGGGACACAGACUGCAACAGGUUUUAGACUGUCAAAUAAUUAUUGCCAGUGUAUGUGUGUGUUCAGUUUAGUCGAUACAUGUAUGUGGAUACCAUCCAGCAGACUGGUUGCAAUAACUAUAUCUAGAAACACUAACGUACUCUACUCAGCUAAACCCUAUAUUUUCCUUUUUUUUCUUUUCUUUUUUUGUUUUUUUUGUUUUUUUUAAAGAAAAUAUUUUAUUAUGAAAAAAAAGAAC